This is a messenger RNA of Trichophyton verrucosum HKI 0517, 1239 nucleotides long. RefSeq lists its product as uncharacterized. The record is from RefSeq and is a predicted model, not a curated record. The transcript has a single exon. The coding region runs from base 1 to 1239 and encodes 412 amino acids. NCBI's taxonomy places the organism in Eukaryota, Fungi, Ascomycota, Eurotiomycetes, Onygenales, Arthrodermataceae.
AUGCACUGCACAAUACCAUGUACUAACUUGACAAAAACAGGCUUCGAAUCCUCCGAAACCGCUGGAGAUGCAACUUGCUUGCAUAAAAGCAAAGGCAUGGUCUCAAUGUCGCCAGUACCUGAGAGAACCCCAAUGCCAUCCGUGAAAUCCCCUAGGUCUUUGAUUGGAACUCAACCUGUGGCUUCCACUUUCUUCGCCAUCAAGGAACCUGUCAAAGCACCCCAGAGCGUCCCCACUGAAUCCGUCGCAUCUACCCUAGCCCCUGUCCCUCAGAUUACUAAGUCUGCUGGCUUAACCUUGGCCCCUGAAAGCAACGUUGCUCAGUCAUCUGCUUCUUUUCGAACUGAAUCGGUUGCUUCUACUUUUGCCCCUGUUCCCCAGCACGGAAAGUCACCUGAGGGCUCCGGUAUUCUUUCUGAGCUUCCCAUUGAAAGCACUACCACACUUUCUACUACCACGACUACGACUGAUGUUGUCCUCACUAGCCUCUGGACUAGUGCCCGCACUCGUGAGAUUCCAAGCAUAGUUACCCCUGAGCCUCUCAUCAGCUAUUCUACCACUGAAGUUACCACCAAGCACGAGGAAGCUACAGCCUCUUCUACGCACUGUUCCGCCUCUAUUCAACCUACCUCGGAGCCUCCUAAGUUUACGUCGUCUCUUCCCUCGGCUUCAACUACUUCUCCAUGGUCUACAGAUAUGGUCACUCUCGAGCCAAUUGUGACGGACACUACAAUUUCAAGCACGUCGACUACUACAACAACCAUGUUUAUCACUUUCAUGUCACCUGCUCCUACGUCCGCAACUACUACUGCAAUGACUGGGACUGAGGUCAUUGAGCAGCCUCAACAGUCACCAACCACGGAGUCAAAGGAAGCUGCUCAGACUAGUGUCACCUUGCCACCUAACGCCAUUCAUUCCACUAGCACUAUGACCUACAUCCCCCCCGAAACUUCUGUUUCAGUGCUUCCAACUCAAACUAUGCAAACUACUAAGGCAACCAGUGCUACUCAGACUCGCUACACUGAACCUGUUAUUUCUACCUCUACAGAAGUAGUCACUGCAUCUGUCCCAUUUACUUCUACUACUUUGACAGUUAGCGCCAAUAGCACCUCUGUUCACUCUUCACCAACCUUUAGCAUUGCCACUUCUACUAUUGUCAAUGCUGCUGAAGAGAAUACAACGGAUGCUAAGCUUGCGUAUCUGUUCGGCCUCAUCGUUGCCUUCCUUGUUCUAGUCUGA